Agelaius phoeniceus (red-winged blackbird) is the source of this 3027-nucleotide messenger RNA. It is a transcript of the gene ABHD17B, whose product is annotated as abhydrolase domain containing 17B, depalmitoylase. NCBI's taxonomy places the organism in Eukaryota, Metazoa, Chordata, Aves, Passeriformes, Icteridae. The record is from RefSeq and is a predicted model, not a curated record. Gene Ontology annotation, cellular component: endosome membrane; plasma membrane. Gene Ontology annotation, molecular function: palmitoyl-(protein) hydrolase activity. Gene Ontology annotation, biological process: protein depalmitoylation; regulation of postsynapse organization.
UGCGCGGGGCGGGCUCAGUACUGUCAGGGCCGCGCGUUCUCCGGCCGGGGCCGGGGCGCUGACGGCAGCCUCCCGCCGCGCCGUUACUCAGCACAGCCGGCGUCCCCACGGCCCGCCGACCCGGCAGCCGGGAGAGCGCGGGGCCGCCGAGCGGAGCGCCAGGUGCAGGUAGGGGCUGUCGUCCCCCGGCAUUGCGGGGAUGGACGGUGUGCGGGUGACCCGCGGCCGCGGCGUGAGGGCGAGUUGUUUCCCCCUCGCGGCUCCGUCCGGGUCUCUUGCCCCGCUCGGACCCGCGGCCCGUCCGCGCCGCCUGGCGCAGGCGUGUGGCGGCCCCUGGGGCGAGCGGAAGGGCCCGCGGCAGCCACCGGCGUUUCCUCAGAGAGGCGGGCGGCGCGGCUUCGGUCUGCGGCACGAACCGGGCGGGGAGCUGCCGACUCCGCCUGCCUCCUGCCCGCGUCCCAGUGUCGCUGGGCUCGGGGGUCUCUUGGCGUGUCGCCUGCCUCGGAAUGCCCGGGUGCUGUGGGAGAUCUGUCCGGUGCUCCCGUCUCCGUGGUCUUGCCCUGGACUCCUUUGUUGGAAACGGGCGCACUGACUUGUGGCACGCGUGUUAAAGUCUGGCUUUUCGGGCUCCGAACAGUGCCUUCGAGUCACUGCUGAGGACUUCGGCGGAGCCCUUUUCAGAUUCGGACACCUGAGGAGUUAAUUUAGUUCCCGCCAGCCUGGUUAAAUUUAUUCCUUCAGCUUCUACUGUAGAGGGUGGGAGUAACGCUGGCCUCAACAUUGCUCUCAGACUCCUUCCACUUAUCCUGACUUGCGGGUAUAGCUGAACCUUAAUGUUCACAUAAUCUCAUCUGACAGAGACUAGAAGAUGAAUAAUCUUUCCUUUAGUGAACUGUGUUGCCUGUUCUGUUGUCCACCAUGCCCAGGGAAAAUUGCCUCUAAGCUGGCAUUCUUACCUCCUGAUCCCACAUACACACUGAUGUGUGAUGAGAGUGGCAGUCGCUGGACUUUACAUCUCUCAGAGCGAGCAGACUGGCAAUAUUCUUCCAGAGAAAAAGAUGCCAUUGAGUGCUUCAUGACUAGAACAUGUAAAGGCAACAGGAUUGCCUGUAUGUUCGUGCGUUGCUCACCUAACGCCAAGUACACUUUGCUCUUCUCACAUGGAAAUGCUGUUGACCUGGGUCAGAUGAGCAGCUUCUAUAUUGGACUGGGUUCACGGAUUAAUUGCAACAUAUUCUCCUAUGAUUAUUCUGGAUAUGGUGCAAGUUCUGGGAAGCCUACGGAGAAGAAUCUAUAUGCUGACAUUGAUGCUGCUUGGGUGGCUCUUAGAACAAGGUAUGGAAUUCGCCCUGAAAAUGUGAUUAUAUAUGGCCAGAGUAUAGGAACGGUACCAUCUGUGGAUCUUGCUGCUAGAUAUGAAAGUGCUGCUGUAAUUCUUCAUUCUCCACUGACCUCAGGAAUGCGAGUAGCUUUUCCUGAUACAAAGAAGACUUACUGCUUUGAUGCAUUCCCAAACAUUGACAAAAUUUCUAAAAUAACAUCUCCUGUCUUAAUAAUCCAUGGAACUGAAGAUGAAGUAAUUGACUUUUCACAUGGCCUGGCAUUAUUUGAGCGUUGCCAGAGACCUGUAGAACCACUGUGGGUAGAAGGAGCAGGCCAUAAUGAUGUGGAACUCUAUGGACAGUACCUUGAAAGAUUAAAACAUUUUGUGUCACAGGAACUGGUGAACUUGUAACUUUCAUUGUGUAUUUACAUGUUUUUUUCAUUUCACUGCAGAACUGCACACUUUGAUAAAUAUAUAACUUAAAACCUGAAUGUUGUUUUCAAAUCAUCUUGGUUGCCUUCAUUAAAUCUACAGGUAAUGAUUUGUCAACACAAUUAAUGAAGGUUUUAAUGUCAGCAUUAUAAACUGGAAUUACAUGAUCAUGCAGUCAGACUGGCAGUUCGUAUUUCUUUGUGUGAGGUUUUUCUUCUUAGAUGUAAAGAAAAAAAUCACAAGGAGUACUGUAAGAAAAUUUAAUUAUAUAAAACCCAAUGCUGUAAAAGUGUUGCCAAGUGCUUUAGCAUAUCAAAACCAAGUUUAUAAAUAUUUUUUAAACAUCUCAAAGUGUACUGUGACUUACUCUGUUGCACAGGUGUAAUUAAAAAACUGACUUCUAAACUGUUGUUCUGUAAAAAUGUAAUAGUCAUGAAAUUUGAACAAAUACUAAUGUAUGUAAUGAGAAUAAACAGUCACUGGAAAUUACUCAUGCCCUGUUGCAGGGAGAGGGGGGGGAAAUAGAUAUCUUUUCCCAUAUUUUUUAUUUCUUUUGUGUUUAGUUUUCCUUUAGUUAUUUUGUACUCAUAUUGUCUCUUAGCUUUCAGGAUAAUAAAAUGUAUCCAUUCAUGUUCUCAGGAGUCCUAAUCUUGCCAGAAUAAUUCCACAAAUUAUCAUUGUUGUUAUGCAAGUAUCAUUCACAUGAUUGCUACUGAGGCCACAAAAUACCUCUUUGAAACCAGACUUAAAAUCUAGAAGACUUCUUGAACCAUGUAGUUUUAAACACUGAUUUUCUAGAGCCACAAUGUGUCAUUUAGAAGAACCUUGAAGUUUAUCCAACAUUGUAAUAAAGAAUUUGCAACUUAGCAGUUGUCUGAUCAGGCUAAUUUUGGGUGUUUAGUGUAAAAGCUUAUUGUUUUUGAGUAUUGUAUGGAAAUUUUACUAAUUGGGCCUGUGUGGGGUGAGAGGAGUGACAAGAAGAGAAUAUUGACAUUUUUCUAUUAACUCAUCAUAAAAUAAACUUAAGUUGCCUUUCCCUUGAAUGCAUUUUACGUGAAUAAAACUAUGAAAAAUAAACUUAAUUAUAUGUAGCCUAAUUGUGAACAAAAUAAUAUUCCAACAAUACACACUGUGCUUUUAAGGCCUUACAUAGUUUAAUUGUUGUGCUCGUUUUUUUGUGAUUGAGACUAUUGUAUACUUAAAUGUAGCUUUGAGUAUUGUGAAGACUUUGGUUAAGAUGUGUUGAUUAACAGUAAACAAUAUUCCACAAA